Messenger RNA from Aspergillus saccharolyticus JOP 1030-1, 933 nucleotides. RefSeq names its product class I SAM-dependent methyltransferase. Gene Ontology annotation, molecular function: methyltransferase activity. The record is from RefSeq and is a predicted model, not a curated record. Bases 1 to 933 code for a protein of 310 amino acids. The transcript is spliced from 8 exons. NCBI's taxonomy places the organism in Eukaryota, Fungi, Ascomycota, Eurotiomycetes, Eurotiales, Aspergillaceae.
AUGACGAGUCCCGAUUCACAAACAGAGGACCUAGACGAGAAAUUUCUUCAGCUUCUUACAGUCCAUGGUCGCGAUUUUCAGUCUUACUCGAUCGACAACAACAUUUGCUUUCAACCUGUUGACGAUGAUGAAGUGGAACGCCUCGAACUUCAACACCGAGUCUUCGACAAGGUAUUUGACGACCGUCUAAUCUUUCCACCUCUACCGAACAACGGCAACCCGAAAAGGAUUCUCGAUUGCGGUCAUGGUACUGGGGCUUGGGCGGUCCAGGUAGCGGAGCAAUACCCACAGUGCGAGGUUAUUGGAGUGGAUAUAUCUCCUCAAAUGAGCCCUGAUUUUGCUCCAGACAACUUGUGGUUCCAGGUUGACGAUUUGAAUCGCUCCUUUACCUUUCCCUCGGAUAAUUUUGAUCUCGUUCAUUCAAGAAUGCUAGCGACAGGCAUCGAUCGAGACCGGUGGCCGUCAUAUAUUCGAGAUAUCAAGAGAGUCCUCAAACCGGGUAGUUGGGUUCAGAUGGUAGAGAUGUAUUUCAACGUGCAGUCAGACAAUGGUUCUCUCACCGAGUCACAUGCUUUGAGACAAUGGAGUACCAAGUUCAUGCAAUCACUAAACGACAAGAAGGACCUCCGCGUCGGUACGCGCUUGAAAGAGCUUCUGCUGGCUGCAGGAAUGGACCACGUGGACGCAAGGAUGAUCCCUCUUCCACUCUCCGGGUGGCCCACUGAGCCGAGGGCACAGGACAUAGGUGCGGCAAACCUCGAAAGUACUAGGCAGAUGCUCCCCGCGUUGGCUUUAUAUCCGUUGACCCAACGUCUGAGAGUACCUUAUGACGAGUUCCAGCAACUCAUUUCCAGAGCACAGGAAGAAGCAGGAACACUGGGCUUGAAAGCCUACUUUCCGCUGUAUGUGUGUAUUGGACGGAAGCCUUCAUGA